Procambarus clarkii (red swamp crayfish) is the source of this 2166-nucleotide messenger RNA. RefSeq lists its product as uncharacterized. Gene Ontology annotation, molecular function: metalloexopeptidase activity. The record is from RefSeq and is a predicted model, not a curated record. Gene Ontology annotation, biological process: proteolysis. Lineage: Eukaryota; Metazoa; Arthropoda; Malacostraca; Decapoda; Cambaridae.
GUCAGUUCCGUCAGGCACUCAGUAGCCACCGGGAAUCCAGUGAAGGAGGGUAACAGUUAACUAUUGUACUUGUGCUCACCGUUAUUCACGCUUACCAGAUAAUACGGGCUUGAUACGAUUGAUAUCAGGCGGCGUGUGUGAUAAGAGAGCCAGUGUGGAGGACGACGUUUGAAUUUAUCUUACUUUACUACUCAAGCAACCAUGGCUGUCGGAAUCACCUGCUGGACGGUUUUCGUCUUAUUAGGUGUAUCGCAGAACUGUUUUGCAGAGGAGGCCAACUUUGCCUACCAAUUGCGACAUUUUCUGGGCGUUCGCCACCCUGAGGCCCCCAGCAACAAGCCCUUGACGGAAGCCCGGGACUAUAUUAAGGAACAGUUCAAGCAGUACGGCCUCGACCUCGAAAUUAACCAGUUUACCACAGAUAUUUACACCAAUUCACAGAAAAACUCGGUCGCCGGAGAAAACAUAGUGGGGGUAGCUAGAGGCCAUGCAGGAGGUCCUGUGCUCUUAGUGGGAGCAGACUACGACUCCAACCUGGAACAGUCUCCUCUUGAGAACAACGGGGCGGGGGUGGCGGCCAUGUUGGAGGUCGCUGGGAGCUACAUGGCGGCCACCAGACAACAAUAUCGGCGAGCCAGCACCGUUCUCUUCGUCGCCUUCGAUCUCAAUACAAAAGAAUAUGAGAACACCCGCGUUCGCUACGGACCUCCGGGUUCCUACCACUUCCUCCACCAGUGGCUGUGGCCCUUCAUCAACCAGUCGGUGGACAACUUUGCUGGAGCCAUCAUCCUCGACUCUAUAACCCGCUUCAGUACCGAGAACAGCAGUCAGCAUCUUCCUCGAGGAUUUGAGACGGCAUUCCGGGAGGCGAACCAGGAGAUCAGAACCAGAGGUAAGAAAGGUGACUUUCUGGCUCUCUUCUCCACCGGGUCAUCGGCCGCCCAGCACCUCGCCCGGACCAUCAUAGCCAACUACAAUGAGGACCCCAAGGCGAGCAAGCUACGGUUGCAGGAGCUGCGGGUCCUGACCAACCGAAGUGUGGGCGACUCACUCCACAUGUUCAACCACCAGGCACAGUUCCACUUCUGGACCUUCCAGCCCUCAGACGAACCCAUGUCCCUGCCAGCCGUCCUCCUCACAGACACAGAUGUGUACCGGAAGUCAGGAGAAGUGUGCGAGGAGGACUGUUCUGUGGAAGUCUUCCUGACCCAGACCCGCCAGGAUGCGCUAGGCCUCGUCUCCACCACGCUCACCAACGCUCUUCUCCAACUUCAAACUGCUGGCGGUGGCAGCACUGGCCUGACGGUGGCGCCCGCAUUUGUCGUGUCGACCCUGGUGGCCUCCAUCCUCGUCCUCUUCAAUUGGUGAAUUUUCCAGUGAGUGUUGCUCGACAGAGUGUUUCUUGAGCUUCUACUCUUUAAGUGUAAGGGGCUCAUUUUACAACGUGCUCUAGUGAGAGCUAAGCCACAGAAUGCUAAUUUAAUAAUUGCUUAGCCUACGAGUGUUCAAACAACGAGUCUCUCUCAGGUGUAGGCUUCUGCAGUGACUGCUGUCUAGAGGAGUGAGUGUUCCCUCAGUGAACGCUCCUCCAGGGAGUACUGCGCCAGUGACGCAGCUAAGGUGACUACUGCUGCGCCAGCGACUGCUUCUCCAGUGACUGCUGCUCCAGUGACUGCUGCUCCAUUGACUGCUGCUCCAUUACUGCUGCCUUAGGCUUCGACAGUAACUUCCUUCCGUAAAGUGAAAUCUUUCCAUCUUUUCGCAACUGAUAACGAAGACGUAACAGCAGAAAAUGAGUUCCUAAAUAUAGAAAUGGAAACUACAACACUGUGAUGCAUUAUAUUAGAGAAAAGUUUUGAAUGUUGACAGUGUUGCAGAUCAAAUUUACAAAGAAUAUUAUAGUGAUUGUAUAGUUCAUUUCAUAUGCGUGACAUUACAUAAAUUAGCAUUAUGCCAGUAGCACCAUCUUCUUGGAGUUAUCUGAUAUCUUGAUGGAAAAAAAGUUUGGAAUGCAGUUGUGAAAGUUAAUUGGUAUAAUGGCUGUGUGUGUGUGUGUGUGUGUGUGUACUCACCUAGUUGUGCUUGCGGGGGUUGAGCUCUGGUUCUUUGGUCCUGCCUCUCAACCGUCAAUCAACAGGUGUACAGGUUCCUGAGCCCAUUGGGCUC